GAGAGAGAGACACUGUUACAUAUCCAGAUAAGGCUAACAGGUGAUUGCUUCCUGCUGCAGAGCACGCGGGAUGCCACUCACACUCCUGCAAAGAAACACACUCACAUCCUUCCACUGCCCCCAACACAGCAUUGUCAAAUGCUGCAGACACAGUCCUCUCAUGUACAGCCCAGUUACACUCCAGUCCUGCCCUGCAGCAUGGGUUACCUUCCUGGUGGCUCUGAACAUGGGGAGGAGUCUCUGGUCAUUUCCAGGCAGGGUGCCUGCUUGUCUGUGAGCCUUAUUCAUGUGCCAGAGUGGGUCCCCUCUUAACAGCAGUCUUGGGGGUCCUCUGCUAUAAUGGAUGAAACUAGAGCUGUGGGCAUGGGGGCAUUUCAGGAAACACCAUUUUCUGUGUUUUAUCAGUGACUUGAACUGGGGAGACGAGAGGUAAAGUUGUGUGGAAAUGAAAAUUCCUCCCAAACUCGCAUUCAUGAAUCACCAGGCCUGGAAGCCAGGGAGCUGUCAUUCCUGCCCAGCCUGGCUGCGCUCGAGGAGCGCUCUGUGAGGAUGGGCCUGCUGGCAUGUGGCCCAGAGCAUGGGGCCAUGACCUAACACUUAUUCAGCCCAAGUGGGCAGGUCACCCCCUGUGUCUCCUUUUAUUUUUGAAGAUCUAUAAUCAUCCAGCUUGGGGCUGGGCCAUACAGAAAUCUCAGCAGCCACAGUGCUACUUUAAGAAAUUUUGUUUCUAACCUUGGAAAAAUAGAGAACCGUGCAUUCCCUCCCUCCCCUCUGCAGCCCCACCUUCUCCUUGACAUGUGCCCACGGUCCCCUGGUUUUCUAGGUGUGUUUGUUUUGCCAGCUGUGUUCUCAGAAGCUUGGGGAGAGGGCUCUAUCCCAGCCUGGGCUGGUGACUUCAGCACACUGGGGAGUUUGGGCAGAUCUGGCUUUCCCUUUAUUUGCCCUGUUGGCUUUUGGGGAAUUUUAGUCCUUUUCUGGGCAGAGCAAGGUUGGAAGUCUUGCUGCUAGUGACAGGACUCUGUCUGGUAUCAUUUGUCUUCUUCCACUAAGUUUAGAAAGGACCUGGGGGCUACAGGGAGUGAUAUUCCCACAAAGUACUCAAUCACCCUUUAUCCAAGUGUAGGAAUCCUGGAGCUCAGGAAGCAAUGGAUGGAAAAUGUAUGAACUUGAGCUAAGGGGCCCAUCUAAGGGUGACAUUCAGCGUUCCUAUUUCUCAUCUCUCCCUGCCCUCAAGGGAUUCCAGACUUCCCCUUACCUCUGCACCAACUGCAUUGAAGUGACUCUUUGUUUACCUCCAACAGAACUGCACCUCUCUGGAAAGCUCAGUGACUAUGGUGUGACAGUGCCCUGCAGCACAGACUUUCGGGGACGCUUCCUCUCCCACGUGGUGUCUGGCCCAGCAGCAGCCUCUGCAGGGAGCAUGGUAGUGGACAUGCCACCCACACUACCGCGACGCUCCAGUCACCUCCGGGUGGCUCGCAGUCCACCGCAUCCAGAAGGAGGGACCCUGUGGCCUGGCAGGGCGGGGCGCCACUCCCUCUACUUCAAUGUCACUGUUUUCGGGAAGGAACUGCACCUGCGCCUGCGGCCUAAUCGGAGGUUGGUAGUGCCAGGAGCCUCAGUGGAGUGGCAGGAGGAUUUUCGGGAGCUGUUCCGGCAGCCCUUACAGCAGGAGUGUGUGUACACUGGAGGUGUCACUGGAAUGCCUGGGGCAGCUGUUGCCAUCAGCAACUGUGAUGGAUUGGCGGGCCUCAUCCGCACAGACAGCACCGACUUCUUCAUUGAGCCUCUGGAGCGGGGCCAGCAGGAGAAGGAGGCCAGCGGGAGGACACAUGUGGUAUACCGCCGGGAGGCCAUCCAGCAGGAGUGGGCAGAGCCUCAUGGGGACCUGCACAAUGAAGCCUUUGGCCUGGGAGAUCUGCCCAACCUGCUAGGCCUGGUGGGGGACCAGCUGGGCGACACAGAGCGGAAGCGGCGGCAUGCCAAGCCGGGCAGCUACAGCAUCGAGGUGCUGCUGGUGGUGGACGACUCGGUGGUUCGCUUCCAUGGCAGGGAGCAUGUGCAGAACUACGUCCUCACCCUCAUGAAUAUCGUAGAUGAGAUUUACCACGAUGAGUCCCUGGGGGUCCAUAUAAAUAUCGCCCUUGUCCGCUUGAUCAUGGUUGGCUACCGACAGUCCCUGAGCCUGAUCGAGCGCGGGAACCCCUCACGCAGCCUGGAGCAGGUGUGUCGCUGGGCACACUCCCAGCAGCGCCAGGACCCUGGCCAUGCUGAGCACCAUGACCAUGUUGUCUUCCUCACCCGGCAGGACUUUGGGCCCUCAGGUAUGCAAGGGUAUGCACCCGUCACUGGCAUGUGUCACCCCCUGAGGAGCUGUGCCCUCAACCACGAGGAUGGGUUCUCCUCAGCCUUCGUGGUAGCUCAUGAGACCGGCCACGUGCUCGGCAUGGAGCAUGACGGUCAGGGGAAUGGCUGCGCAGAUGAGACCAGCCUGGGCAGUGUCAUGGCGCCCCUGGUGCAGGCUGCCUUCCACCGCUUUCAUUGGUCCCGCUGCAGCAAGCUGGAGCUCAGCCGCUACCUCCCCUCCUAUGACUGCCUCCUCGAUGACCCCUUUGAUCCUGCCUGGCCCCAGCCCCCAGAGCUGCCUGGGAUCGACUACUCAAUGGAUGAGCAGUGCCGCUUUGACUUCGGCAGUGGAUACCAGACCUGCUUGGCAUUCAGGACCUUUGAGCCCUGCAAGCAGCUAUGGUGCAGCCACCCUGACAACCCCUACUUCUGCAAGACCAAGAAGGGGCCCCCACUGGAUGGGACCGAGUGUGCACCUGGCAAGUGGUGCUUCAAAGGUCACUGCAUCUGGAAGUCCCCGGAGCAGACAUACGGCCAAGAUGGAGGCUGGAGCUCCUGGACCAAGUUUGGGUCGUGUUCGCGGUCAUGUGGGGGCGGGGUGCGAUCCCGCAGCCGGAGCUGCAACAACCCCCCCCCAGCCUAUGGAGGCCGCCCGUGCUUAGGGCCCAUGUUCGAGUACCAGGUCUGCAACAGCGAGGAGUGCCCUGGGCCCUACGAGGACUUCCGGGCCCAGCAGUGUGCCAAGCGCAACUCCUACUAUGUGCACCAGAACGCCAAGCACCGCUGGAUGCCCUACGAGCCUGAGGACGAUGCCCAGAAGUGUGAGCUGAUCUGCCAGUCGGCGGACACAGGGGAUGUGGUGUUCAUGAACCAAGUGGUUCACGAUGGGACACGCUGCAGCUACCGGGACCUGUACAGCGUCUGUGCACGUGGCGAGUGUGUGCCUGUUGGCUGUGACAAGGAGGUGGGGUCUAUGAAGGCAGAUGACAAGUGUGGAGUCUGCGGGGGUGACAACUCCCACUGCAGGACUGUGAAGGGGACGCUGGGCAAGGCCUCCAAGCAAGCAGGAGCUGCCAAACUGGUGCAGAUCCCGGCAGGUGCCAGGCACAUCCAGAUUGAGGCACUGGAGAAGUCCCCCCACCGCAUUGUGGUGAAGAACCAGGUCACCGGCAGCUUCAUCCUCAACCCCAAGGACAAGGAAGCCACAAGCCGGACCUUCACUGCCAUGGGCCUGGAGUGGGAGAAUGCAGUGGAAGACGCCAAGGAAAGCCUCAAGACCAGUGGGCCCCUGCCUGAAGCCAUCGCCGUCCUGGUGCUCCCCCCAGCUGAGGGUGGCCCCCGCAGCAGCCUGGCCUACAAGUACGUCAUCCAUGAGGACCUGCUGCCCCUCAUCGGGAGCAACAAUGUGCUCCUGGAGGAGACGGACACCUAUGAGUGGGCGCUCAAGAGCUGGGCCCCCUGCAGCAAGGCCUGUGGAGGAGGGAUCCAGUUCACCAAAUACGGCUGCCGGCGCAGACGGGACCACCACAUGGUGCAGCGGCACCUGUGUGACCACAAGAAGAGACCCAAGCCCAUCCGCCGGCGCUGCAACCGGCACCUGUGCUCCCAGCCUGCGUGGGUGACAGAGGAGUGGGGCACCUGCAGCCGGAGCUGUGGGAAGCUGGGGCUGCAGACCCGGGGGGUACAGUGCCUGUUGCCCCUCUCCAAUGGAACCCACAAGGUCAUGCCGGCCAAAGCCUGCCCCGAGGACCGGCCUGAGGCCCGAAGGCCCUGUCUCCGUGUGCCCUGCCCAGCCCAGUGGCGGCUGGGAGCCUGGUCCCAGUGCUCUGCCACCUGCGGAGAAGGCAUCCAGCAGCGGCAGGUGGUGUGCAGGACCAAUGCCAACAGCCUCGGGCAGUGCGAGGGGGAUAGGCCAGACACCGUCCAGGUCUGCAGCCUGCCAGCCUGUGGAGGAAAUCACCAGAACUCCACGGUGAGGGCUGACAUCUGGGAACUUGGGAUGCCAGAAGGGCAAUUGGUGCCACCAUCUGGACCCCUACAUCCUGUUAACAAGAUAUCAUCAACAGAGCCCUGCACGGGGGACAGGUCCGUCUUCUGCCAGAUGGAAGUGCUCGAUCGCUAUUGCUCCAUUCCCAGCUACCACCAGCUAUGCUGUGCGUCCUGCAUCAAGAAGGCCUCAGGCCCCAACCCUAGCCCAGACCCUGGCUCGACUUCACUGCCCUCCUUCUCCACUCCUGAGAGCCCCUUACCAGGACCCAAGCCCCCUCCAGAUGCUGUGGAGCCCUCUGGAAAGCCAAUAGGAUCCGAGGACCAUCAGCAUGGCCAAGCCACACCGCUCCCAGGAGCUCUGGACACAAGCUCUCCAGGGACCCAGCAUCCCUUUACCCCAGAGAAACUGAGCCCUGGAGCAUCCUGGAGCAUCUCCGCUACCACCCCCGGGGCGCUGCCUUGGGGAUGGACUCAGACACCUAUGCCAGUCUCCGAAGAUAAAGGGCAGCCUGGAGAAGGCCUGAAGUAUCCGGGCACCAGCCUCCCUGCCGCCUCCCCAGUGACAUGAGCUGCGCCCUGCCAUCCCACCAGGCACAUUUACACUCUGCGUGCUGCCCCACGACCCCCAGCUCAGAGGACACACACAGUGGGGCAGGCGCAAGCACAGACUUCAUUUUAAACAAUUCUCCUUCUUGUUCUCGUUUGGGGCUGUGAUGCUCUUUACCCCACAAAGCGGCGUAGGAAGAAGGCAAAGAUCAGGGAAAGCCCUAAUCAGAGAUACCUCAGCACGCUGCCCCCGGCGGCCGGUCUGACCCCCUCAGGGCUCCUGUGGGUCUCCCCUGCCGGGACCAGGGUCACCUAUUGCCCCCUCCUCACAGACCCUGGGCCCAGGCAGGUCUGAACCCUGCUGGUCUGAAGCUGGAAGCUGGAAGCUAUCAGGGCUGCCUGCCUUCCUGGAACUGUGAGGACCCCUGUGGAGGCCCUGCCUACUUGGCCCCUCUCCCCAGAAAGGCAGAGCAGGGCCAGGGGAGGUGGGGGGCUGUUCACAGCCAGGCCCAGAGGAAGGGGGCCUGGGAAUGUGGUGUGAGGCCUCCCAGCUGCAGGGCCGGGGCGGGUGGGACCCGAGAUGAUCGCAGGCCCAGCUCCUGGAAGCUGAGAGCUUCAUGCAGUUCUACCAGCCUAGGCCAGGCAGCAGAGGCCAGUUUGUCUUUGCUGGCCAGGGGAUAGUGCUCAUAGCCACACUCUGGCCCUGCAGAUGUCACUUGUGUUACUUCAGGUGACUUCAGGUACAGACUGGCCUCCCAAUCCCACCCUCAGCCCACCAGAGGAGGGGACUCAGGACACCAUGGAUCCCAAGUCCUCAGCAUCCAGGGUUUUCCAAACUGGUGCUCAACCCCUGGCUUGACCAGGAUGGCGACUUCAGUCAUCACUCCCAACCUGGAAGGGGACUCUGUGGGACACAGAAGGGACGCCACUUCUCAGGCUGUCUCUUCAAUCGUUGCCCUUCGCCAAAGAUCACUCCUGCUAGAGUUGGGCGUCUUUGUCUCCCACGUGGCUCAAGCUGGGCCAGAGUCUGUGGUUCUCCCAGAGGUGGUCAGACCCCAGGGCUGAGGACCAGAGUCCACUCAUAGCCUGGCCCUAGAGAUGACAAGGGCCACCCAGGCUGAGUGCCCCAGGGCAGGGUGCCAGCCCCUGGUCUGGUGCUGGGGUGGGGAAGAUACACUGACCAUGGUGCUGUAAGGGCCUCAGCGUGUCCACGCUACCUCCAAGGGACAGAUAACAGCCUUAGAUACUCUGGCACUCAGGAAGUGGCUCGGGUUCCCAGGACACCUCCAGGGUCAUGGAGGGUGUCUCCCAGACUCCUGCCAGGGAAUAAAGGUGCUUCUCACUCCUUCCUUCCCAAGGCAAGGGGAAGUGGGCCCCUGGCCUGCAACCCCUUUGGAGGUAGAGGUCCUGGAGGGCCCCCCGGUGCUCCCUCCCCCUGCCACCCUCCUCUCCCUGCGAUACUGGGGCACACAUGGAGUCAUUCCUGUGAGAACCAGCCUGGCCUGUCUUAAACUCUUGUGCCUUGGAAAUUCAGAUCUUUAAAUUUUUGUGUAUUUAUUAACAUUGCCUUUGGAUCCCAAAAA
Messenger RNA from Sapajus apella (tufted capuchin), 6464 nucleotides. It is a transcript of the gene ADAMTS14, whose product is annotated as ADAM metallopeptidase with thrombospondin type 1 motif 14. Gene Ontology annotation, cellular component: extracellular matrix. Gene Ontology annotation, biological process: extracellular matrix organization; proteolysis. Gene Ontology annotation, molecular function: metalloendopeptidase activity. The record is from RefSeq and is a predicted model, not a curated record. NCBI's taxonomy places the organism in Eukaryota, Metazoa, Chordata, Mammalia, Primates, Cebidae. The coding region runs from base 1157 to 4903 and encodes 1248 amino acids. The transcript is spliced from 21 exons.